AUGUCUAAGCUUAUGCAAAAUCCGGUGUUUCAUGAAAUGAAGAAACAAGCAUCUUUCUUCAUCAAGGAGAAGAUCAAGACUGCUCGCCUCGCUGUAACCGAUGUUACUGAAGAAGAAUUAUUGGUAGAAGAAGUUACGGGCAGUGACCACUCGUCCAUAGACGCACGCUCCAUGGCGAUCAUAACACGAGCUUCUUUUGAAGUUGAUCAAUUCCAAAGAAUCAUAAAGAUUCUACGUCAGAGAAUGCUAAUGUUUGAUAGAAGCGAAUGGCGUGGCAUGUACAACACGUUGACUAUGUUGAACCAUUUGCUGGUUAAUGGACCGCUAAGUGUAUUCAAAGAGUUUCAACAUGAGAGAGUAAUAAUCGAAGAUGCUAUAAACAUUGAGUGGAUUGAUGAGAGAGGGUUCGAUUGUGGUCUAAAGAUUCGAAACAUAGCCGAAAAGGUACUAAGAUUGCUUGAAGAUGACAUGUUUCUUAAGGAUGAGAGAGAAGUAAAACGUACACAAAGCGUUGGUCGGAUCACAGGAUUCGGAAGCUCAAGUUUCGUCAUACAUUCUGAAACGAACAGCGGAAGAGAAAGAAGAGAAAGCGAAUUCUCGAGUGACCACCAAACUUGUGAAAAUGAUCAUAAUGAUCAUCCUUUCGUUGAGAAUGAGCACAAUAGUGCUCAACUCUUGCUUUCUUCUUGGACUUGA
Messenger RNA from Arabis nemorensis, 696 nucleotides. Lineage: Eukaryota; Viridiplantae; Streptophyta; Magnoliopsida; Brassicales; Brassicaceae. The record is from the annotation of a GenBank genome assembly.